Messenger RNA from Xenia sp. Carnegie-2017, 1837 nucleotides. Its product is annotated as gamma-butyrobetaine dioxygenase-like. The coding region runs from base 77 to 1504 and encodes 475 amino acids. Gene Ontology annotation, biological process: carnitine biosynthetic process. Gene Ontology annotation, cellular component: mitochondrion. The record is from RefSeq and is a predicted model, not a curated record. Gene Ontology annotation, molecular function: oxidoreductase activity. NCBI's taxonomy places the organism in Eukaryota, Metazoa, Cnidaria, Anthozoa, Malacalcyonacea, Xeniidae. The transcript has 6 exons.
UUGGUUGUCGCGACAGUCAGGAGAAGGUUAUAAAGUUUGUCUUUGCAUCACGCAAAAUCGUUGAACGAACGAAAAUAUGUUUUUGAGGACGAAAAUUUUUCUGCGCAACUCUUUCUGCAUUGCUAGAAAGGCUUUUCUUACGUCACGAAAAUUUAUGGCAUUUUAUUCACUCAAGGAGGUCAACGAGGCAAAUAAAAUCAGAGAACUUUCCACUCUUCUAGACGCACAACUAGAUCCUUCGACCCUUGGUUUAAAGAAAAAGGUAUUGAUUGAUAGUAUUGACUCAAGUGUCGAUGAGAGAUGUUUAAGGGUGAAUUGGAGUGAUGGUUCAUUCUCAAGAUAUCCAUAUGCAUUUUUACGUAAUAACUGCAAAUGUCCUCAAUGUUACGAUCCAGCCUCAAAUCAAGUACUUUUCAAUACAAUCAAAGAUUUGACUUUGGAUACCAAAGCAAAAGCACUUACAAUUUCUGAUGAUGGAAAAUUUGUGAAUUGUACGUGGCAAGAUGAUCAUCACAGUACAUAUUCUCUAGAAUGGCUUUAUAAAAUGAGAAUGCCAGAACAAAAAAAAGAACGUAAUAAGGACAGUAUAGUUAAAGAUGAGCUAUUUUUGUGGAACAGAAAACUGAUGCAAGAACAAAUACUUCGCUAUGAUUAUCAUGCAUUGAUGAAUGAAGAUCAAAUGUUGUUUGAUUUUUUGUACAACUUUUACCAACAAGGAAUAAUUUUGAUGGAAAAUGCUCCGUUAAGACCAGACGUCAUCAUGGAGAUCGCUCAACGCUUUGGAUACCAUAAAAAUACGCAUUAUGGGAUAAAUUUUGAAGUAAAAGAAACACUAAGCCCAUCAAACUUGGCUUAUACGAACAAACAAUUACCUUUACAUGUUGAUCUUCCUUCGAUGAAUAAUCCUCCUAAUGUUCAAGUGCUGCAUUGCAUCAAGCAAAGCUCUGGUGGUGGAGAUAGCUUAUUUCUUGACGGGUUUUAUGUGUCCAAGAAUAUUUUUCUCCAAGAUGCGAGAGCAUUUGAACUACUGAGAAGCUUUUAUGUGCCAUUUGUGGAUAUUGGUUCGACGCUUUCGGGGAUUUCAAAUUUGGAUGCUCUCACAGUAUCAAAGUUAUUUGGAUCUGAUUUUCUAAAAAUAAACAAACAUGGCCGGAUCUCAAGUUUCAAAUACAACGGAUUUGUGGAGUCAGAAUCUAAAGGUGAUUGUACUCCAGACGAACUGCUUGAGUAUUACGAUGCUCUAUUUGUUCUUACAUCUCAUUUGAAAGAUCCCAAGAGCAUUAUUGAUCAUCGUUUGAAGCCUGGUCAAAUCAUUAUGUUUCACAAUGAUCGAGUUUUACACGGAAGAAGUAAACUGGUUUCGCCACAAAAGAAAUUAAAUGAAAGAUGGUUGCAAGGUGUAUAUUUUGAGUGGGAUGUCAUUUUUUCAAAACUUCGAAGUCUGCAGGAAAAACUUGGUCUUCUUACUCCAUAUUUACCCGAGCAGGUUGACGAAUUUUUUUGAAGAAAUCAUGCAGAGAUCAAUAUAUUUUCUAUCUCUCCGGAAACAACGAAACGUGUUUCAUCUAUUGAUUUUCUGACAUUUACUAUCCUCGUUCCCAGGCGCUUUCGCGUACUUCUUUUUUAUACGUGGGCUGCCCGCAAAACAAAUCGCUCAUUCAGACGUCGGGUUAUUAUUGUAGGCCUGGGGACGAGGUAGGACAUUUACUGUAAAAGGAUCGGGCAAUCAGGACCCGCUUGCACAAAGACCGAAUAGCAUUAUCCACUGGAUAGCAAAUAUUUUAGAAAAUUCGAAAAAUCUCCUUUAAGGGAAAAAUAUACGAUUUGAACUGAGCAA